Cuscuta campestris is the source of this 2416-nucleotide messenger RNA. The record is from the annotation of a GenBank genome assembly. NCBI's taxonomy places the organism in Eukaryota, Viridiplantae, Streptophyta, Magnoliopsida, Solanales, Convolvulaceae.
GCUCCUCUUGCUUCUUCUCCCCAUCAAAGAUACGGAGCCUGUUUAGAUUUCUCGUCAUUACUCGAUUUGUGCCCUCCGAAUUCUUCGAAUUCGUCCAGUUCCCCAUCUUCAUCUUCUUAAAUCAGCUCGGUCAACUCAUGUUUUCCCCUGUUUUUCUCCCACAGCGUUGAGUCAACUCGGUCAUCGCGUAAUUGCGUCAACUGCGUGUCUUCGAAUCCGGACAGAGCAGACCUUUCAAGCUUCCGGCGGAAUCUUGGUCGGAACACGAUAUGGAUAAUUCGAAGGAGGCUCUUCUGUGUCAACUCACCGAUUUGAUUGUGGCCAUUUCUUCUUUGCCGGAGUGCAAUACGGUCUCCAGAAAGAUGUACUGUAACUUGGUGAGGAGGGUUAAGCUGUUGAGCCCUCUAUUUGAAGAUUUGAUGGAUAUUGAAGACAAGAAGCUAGGAGAUGACGCCAUUGAGGGACUUGAAUUGUUGAGACUUUCCCUUUGUUCAGCUCUAGAGCUUCUUAGAUCAGUCAAUGAAGGCAGUAAGAUUUCUCAGGCUAUGCAAAUAGACAAAAUUUCAGGCAAGUUCCACCAUAUCACAGAAGAGAUAGAAGAUGCACUAGGUCACAUUCCUUACGAUAAGCUUGACAUAUCCGAGGAAGUUCAAGAACAAAUUGAGCUUGUGCAUGCUCAAUUUCGAAGGGCGAUAACAAAGAUUGAAUUACCCGAUUUGCAACUGGAAAUUGAUUUGGCCAUGGCACAAAGAGAAAAAGAUCCUGACCCGAUAAUAUUUGAAAGACUAUCAGAAAAGUUGCAUCUCAAGACCAUAAAUGACCUUAAAAAGGAAUCACUCUCCAUCCAUGAUAUGGUCAUUUCUUCUGAAGGUAUUCCAGAGUGCUUUGAGGCAAUGUCAUAUAUUCUGAGAAAAAUAAAGGAUUGUGUUCUGAUUGGAAAUCCUGAUGACGAUGAGGCCCCUAAGAGUGAAAAAACUUUAAUUAAGCACAGAUCACAUAUCAUACCAGAUGAUUUUCGAUGUCCGAUAUCACUUGAGUUGAUGAAAGAUCCGGUUAUUGUAUCUACUGGCCAGACAUAUGAAAGGUCAUGCAUACAGAAAUGGUUGGAUGCAGGGCACAAAACCUGCCCUAAGACACAACAGACCUUGCUGCACACGGCAUUGACUCCCAACUAUGUCAUGAAGAGCCUGAUUGCAUUGUGGUGUGAGAGCAAUGGUGUUGAGCUUCCUAAAAACCAUCAAGGGAAGUGUCUGAGCAAACAGUCAGGAACGGGCGGUUUGGACUGCGAUCGUGCCGCUAUUGAUUCAUUGUUACAGAAACUUGCAAAUGGCAGUCCCGAUGAGCAAAGGGCAGCUGCGGGCGAGCUCCGUUUACUUGCAAAAAGAAAUGCGGACAACCGGGUGUGCAUUGCGGGGGCAGGCGCUAUUCCACUUCUAGUCGAACUACUCUCUUCAUCGGAUUCUAGAACACAAGAGCAUGCAGUCACUGCCCUUCUUAACUUGUCCAUAAAUGAUGGUAACAAGGGUAUUAUUGUAAAUGCGGGUGCCAUAUCUGAUAUAGUAGAGGUACUGAGGAACGGUAGCCCGGAAGCCAGAGAGAAUGCAGCGGCAACACUGUUCAGUUUAUCGGUUGUCGAUGAGAAUAAGGUGGCGAUCGGGGCAGCCGGAGCCAUCCCAGCCCUCAUUGAUUUGCUGUGCCGUGGGACCCCAAGAGGGAAAAAGGAUGCGGCGACUGCCAUAUUCAACCUCUCAAUUUACCAAGGGAACAAAGUUAGGGCAGUGCGGGCAGGGAUUGUGACACCACUCAUGAGGUUGCUCAAAGAUCCUGGAGGUGGGAUGAUAGAUGAAUCACUAGCUAUAUUGGCUAUACUUGGGAGCCAUCAAGAGGGGAAAGUGGCCAUUAGUCAAGCUGAGCCGGUCCCGGUUUUGGUCGAGGUGAUUAGGACCGGUUCCCCACGGAACCGGGAGAAUGCCGCGGCUAUUUUGUGGGCCCUCUGCACGGGUGGUGGUGGUGACUCGCCGAACCUGAAAGCCGCUAGGGAUCUUGGGGCGGAAGAGGUACUGAAAGGGCUGUCUGAGAAUGGGACUGAUAGGGCCAAGAGAAAAGCGAGCGCCGUUUUGGAGCUUCUCCAGCGAGUUGAUACUCCAUAGUUUGGGCACCACAAAUCCCUCUUUUGCUUUCAAGAGGUAUGUAUAUGUAUGGUAUGUGUGCCAUGGUAACUGAAAGUUUGAAAUUCACGCUGGUUAAAGAAUGUUUUCUGUACAUACGGUUGAAUAGCACAUAAUCGAAGCCUUGCUUACUGCAACAUCACAAGCUGUAUAUUCAAAGGGUUUCUUGAAUUUGAAACGAUUUUUGUAUGUAUGCUACAACUUCUGUCCGACAAUAGUUUUUUAAAGAGUAAAUUCCAUAAUUAAUC